AUCAGAAGCAACUGUGUCUCAGGCUCAGAGCAACUGAGUGGAGGAGAAUCACUUCACAGCAUCUUCAAUGACCCCAGAAUUCUUUGCGCCUGAAAUAGCACUUUGCGCACUGGUGAAGGCGCUUGAAAGCGUACCCGCCGGUGCUGCUCCAUUCCCUCACACAGUCGGUACUGCUCAUCUUGCCGGUGAGGCGGAAGUACCGGGCUGGGCAAGAGAGACGUGUUUGCAUAGGCAGCGGUGCGGUGCAUGGCGGGAGCUGUAGUUGCGGACGCGCCCGUGUUUUCCAGCUCUGGGACUAAGAACUACACUUCCCAUCUUCCCGUUGGCACAGUGGAGCCCUCCUGGCAGGACUAGUGCUGCUGCUGCUGCUGACGUGUCGGCGGAGUCCCGAGCGGCAUGGGGACAUGAGAGCGGAGCCUGUGGGACAAGAUGUGGCUCAGACCGGAGGAGGUUCUGCUGAAGAACGCUCUCAAAUUAUGGGCGACCGAGCAAUCCAACCCUUACUUCGUGCUGCAGAGGCGGAGAGGCUACAGAGAAGAAGGAGGGGGACUGGCAGGUCUCCUUGUGGGAACUCUUGAUGCAGUUUUAGAUUCCACUGCUAAAGUAGCACCAUUUCGCAUCCUUCAUCAAACCCCAGACUCACAAGUGUAUUGGUCAGUAGCAUGUGGAGCCACCAAAGAGGAAAUUUUGAAACACUGGGAAUGGCUGGAGAACAAUGUUAUGAAAACUUUGCCAGUGUUUGAUUCAAGUGAUGAUAUAACUAGCUUUGUGCAAGGAAAAAUCAGAGGUCUUAUUGCUGAAGAAGAAAAGGGGUCUAUUAUAAAAGAAGAGGAUCCAGAAAAAUUCCGGGAAGCUCUUUUAAAGUUUGAGAAAUGUUUUGGUUUGCCAAAUCAGGAGAAGUUAGUGACUUAUUACUCAUGUAGUUAUUGGAGGGGAAGAGUACCAUGCCAAGGCUGGCUUUAUCUCAGCACCAACUUUCUCAGCUUUUACUCCUUCCUGCUUGGCUCUGAAAUUAAACUCAUCAUCUCAUGGGAUGAAAUAUCCCGACUGGAGAAAACUUCCACAGUCCUGCUUACUGAGAGCAUACAUGUUUGCUGCAAUGGGGAGGAUUUCUACUUCUCUAUGUUUCUGCACAUCAAUGAGACCUUUCUUCUGAUGGAGCAGCUGGCUGACUAUGCUGUACGGAGACUGUUUGAUAAGGAGACGUUUGAAAAUGACCCGAUACUAAACAAUCCCUUGCAGAUUACAAAGAGAGGUUUGGAGAGCAGAGCCCACAGUGAGCAUUUCAGAACGUACUUUCGCCUGCCUAAGGAAGAAACGUUGAAAGAAGUCCAUGAGUGCUUCCUUUGGAUCCCAUUUGCCCACCUCAACUCACUUGGGAAAAUGUGUAUUUCAGAAAAUUAUGUUUGCUUUGCCAGCCAUGAUGGGAGUCUCUACAGCACCAUAAUCCCAUUACGAGAGGUAGUAAGUAUUGACAAAUCAGAUGCUGCAACCAGGGCAAUAACUUUUAGUACGAAAGAAAGGAAAAUAUUGCGAUUUACUGAUACAAAAGACUUUGAUGCUCUGGUGGACAGACUGAAAGCAAGAUGUACAGUAACAAGCCCACAUCACACUGUUUAUACAGAGACUUCUUGCACUGAGGAUCAGGAAGAGCUCCAUGAAGAGCAUGCCAUGGCAGGGCAGAGUGGUGCCAGAAAGACAGUCAGCACAGAAGCUUUAAUGACAGUCUUUCAUCCCCAAGAUGCAGAAAACCUGGAUACCAAAAUGUUAAAAGAGAAAAUGAAGGAGCAGACCUGGAAAAUAUUGUUCACAGAGUGUGGCCGUGGCGUCAGCAUGUUUCGUACCAAAAAGACACGAAAUUUGGUUGUAAGGGGCAUUCCAGAGACUUUAAGAGGAGAAUUAUGGCUGCUAUUCUCAGGUGCUGUUAAUGACAUGGCUGCUAACCCUGGUUACUACACUGAAAUUGUGGAAAAGUCCUUAGGUACGUGCACUUUGGCUACUGAUGAGAUUGAAAGAGACCUGCGCAGAUCCUUGCCAGAGCAUCCAGCAUUUCAGAGUGACACUGGCAUCUCUGCAUUGAGGAGGGUACUGACAGCAUAUGCCUACAGAAAUCCCAAAAUUGGAUAUUGUCAGGCCAUGAAUAUUCUCACUUCGGUUUUACUGCUGUAUGCCAAAGAGGAGGAGGCAUUUUGGCUCCUUGUUGCAGUGUGCGAAAGAAUGCUUCCAGAUUACUUUAACCGGAGAAUCAUUGGUGCCCUGGUGGAUCAGGCAGUGUUUGAGGAGCUCAUCAAAGAGUAUUUGCCUCUGCUGACAAGUCACAUGACAGACAUCACAUUCUUCUCCUCUGUUUCCCUUUCAUGGUUUCUGACCCUCUUUAUCAGUGUCUUGCCAAUUGAAAGCGCUGUUAAUGUUGUGGAUUGCUUUUUCUAUGAUGGGAUCAAGGCCAUCUUGCAACUGGGCUUGGUUGUGCUGGACUUUAACAUGGAGAAGCUUCUGGCUUGCAAAGAUGAUGCUGAGGCUGUCACUAUUCUUAACAGGUUUUUUGAUAAUGUUGUGAAUAAGGACAGCCCAUUGCCAUCAUCUGUACAGCAAGCGCCCACUGGUGCAGAGGGGAAACCAACUGGUACCAAAGUGGACAUUACGGAUCUAAUCAGAGAAGCAAAUGAGAAAUUUGGUGCAAUCCGCUAUGAAGAUGUGGAAAGCAUGCGCAGCAGAAACCGGCUGUAUGUGAUACAAACCUUGGAGACAACAACUAGACAGAAUGUGGUUCGGGUUGUGUUGCAAGAUGUCAAAUUUAGCCCAGCUGAUCUGGAAGAACUUUAUUACUUGUUUAAGAGAGAACACUUUCUGUCGUGUUAUUGGACUGUAAACAGCAGCAUACUCAGUCACCAUGACCCCAGUCUACCCUAUCUAGAACAAUACCAUAUAAACUGCCAGCAGUUCCGCACUCUCUACCAUCUGCUUUGCCCCUGGGCAUAUUCUGCUAAUGCCGACUCUUUGGCUUUGUGGACCUUCCGCCUUUUGGAUGAAAAUAUGGAUGGAUUUAUCAAUUUUAAAGAGUUUGCAUUUGCAUUUGAUGUCAUGUAUAACAGAAGUUUUACAGAUAGACUCAAAUUGCUCUUUAAAAUCCACAUACCUCCAGCUUUUACUGAAGUGGGAUCCAUAAGCCCUUCAGAGGAAGCCAAGCUUUCCAAAGAAGACCUGAUGCAUUUCAGCAAUCUCCAUAUAACAUCCCCAAAAGAAAAUCUCAGUCCAGAAGUCCAAACAAAAAGCCCUGAAAAAGGCAGGGGAAAGAUAGAUAUUCAGGCAUAUCUGAAACAAUGGCAAGAUGAACUGGCACGGAAGGAAGAAAGUAUAAAGGACUUGCCAAGAAUAAACCAGACCCAGUUCAUACACUUUUCCAAGACACUUUACAAUUUAUUUCAUGGAGAUCCUGAAGAAGAACUGUUAUAUCGAGCCAUUGCUGCAGUGACCAACCUACUCCUUCGAAUGGAAGAGGUUGGGAGAAAACUACACAUUUCUUCUUCACCUUGCAAGAGCCUAGCACAAGAGCCAUGCACAGAUACCAGGGAAACCACUACUCAGGGGGAAGAUACUUCACAGGCAACCGAAAACACUGUUCUGCAGCCUUCCAAAGAGAACACUGAAUGGUCUUUUGCUUUUGAACAGUUUCUUGCAUCACUGCUAAAUGAGCCAACCCUAGUGAGGUUUUUUGAGAAAACUACAGACCUGAAGUCCAAGCUAGAAAAUACUAGAUCCUCACAAAUACGAGCUAGCAACAGGGUAUGAGAGUGGGAUUUUAUAACAUGAGUAACAGAUACCUAGUAUUCUAUGAAAUAAACAUUGGAUUAUAUUCUUUCAUCUUAAGGCACAAUCAACAAUGGGCAGCAACCCAUAGCAACCAAAUAAUGAUUAAAACAAUGAAAACAAACAUUUUAUUAGUUGCUGGCAAGGUGUGAAUUUGUGAACCUUGUACUAAACAGAGAAUGUUAAAAUUAACAAAUAUGUGCAAACAUUGCAUAGCUAUAAUUGCUUUCAUAACUUACUGCUGACAGUUGAUCACAUUUUUACCCUUAAAUGCUUUGUUAAAGAGGCAACAAAUACCACUGUUCAGCAUGACCAUGACCAGAUUAUAAUUAAUCAUUGCGGACCAUUCAUGCCUUGGAA
Messenger RNA from Xenopus tropicalis (tropical clawed frog), 4167 nucleotides. RefSeq names its product TBC1 domain family member 8B (gene tbc1d8b). The record is from RefSeq and is a predicted model, not a curated record. Gene Ontology annotation, biological process: glomerular filtration. Lineage: Eukaryota; Metazoa; Chordata; Amphibia; Anura; Pipidae. The coding region runs from base 430 to 3789 and encodes 1119 amino acids. Gene Ontology annotation, cellular component: cytosol. The transcript has 22 exons. Gene Ontology annotation, molecular function: calcium ion binding.